AGCUCGUCACAUGAUUCUUCUCUUGUGACAAUCCCGACAGAAAGGAAAAAGCCUUUCUGACUUCCAGCUGAGUUGUAAGGCGCUGCGAUGAAAGACGACUGUUGUUUUGCUACCAAAGGACCAACUCCAAGGAGGGAAAUGGAGUUAAGUUAGCCAUUACCAGACCGACUCGCAUCAUUCCUUUUAAAAGUGGACAUUCGGUUAAUAUUUGGGGUUGUUGCGUCGCUUGGGACAAAGUUGGCGCAUGGAGAGGGACGAAGUUUCAUUUUUGCGUUGCGUAUUUUCUUUGUUUUUGUCGCUACUGCGUGUUAACCAGCAUCGUACAGCAUUUCGGGUAACAAAGGCCAAGUAGCUCGAAUUCAGUUUAGACCCUCUUCUGUUUCUGCAGACUUAACGAGCAGAGGACAACACAAGUUGAGGACACAUUUCCUCAGGCGAGAUGGUGGACAGCAAACCUCUUCUUCAAGACAGACCACCCGCCUAUAACGCCGUUCCGGGGGCGUAUGAGUACGGCCCGCAGCAGCAGGGCUACGGGGCCAUCCCCCCAGCGGCCCCACCGCCCUACCAGUACCCCGAUGGCCAAGGAUUCUCAUCAGCUCAAAUGGGCCCUGCUGUCUCCCAGCAGCCUUUUACUGGGAGUUAUACCAUCAUCCAACCUUCUGUAGUGGUGGUGGGAGGCUGUCCUGCUUGCAGAGUGGGCGUCCUGGAGGACGACUUCACCUGUCUGGGGAUCCUUUGUGCCAUCUUCUUCUUCCCGCUGGGCCUCCUCUUCUGCUUCGCACUGCGUCAGAGAAGGUGUCCCAACUGUGGCGCCACCUUCGGCUAGAGGGACCAAACUACUUCUCCACGCGCUUGCACACAUGCAUACACAGCCACACAAACAUAAUCCUGAUUUUUACGUACAACAAAUGAUCUAGAUAUUGCCGUCUAUUUUUCAUCUGCAAGUUAAGACAAUGUUCUAGCACGAGUGUCCAGCUGUUGUCAGUGCCUUCACUACAUGCUGAGUGAUCAUCCGAUUCCACCAGUCAUGAUUUAAUUAGUAGAUUUAGCUCGGAUCAUAUGGAGAUCUGAGCAGAUUCCUUUGUUUUGUGGAGCUGGAAUUAACCAAGGCACUUAUAUUUUUUAUUUUGCCUCAGGUUUUUUUCUUUUAUGUAUUUGCUAGCACACCUAGCUUUUAGUAAACAUUGUGCUUUGUAACAUUAUACACUGAGAUCACAGAUGAAUUAGCUUUUGUUUUCUACUUUAGGGAAUGUAAAUUUUUUCAGAUGUUUUGCUCCUUUUUUUUCUUUUUGGCUCAGUGUGUCACAUUUAACAAAAAGAUAAAGAUCCUUGGAUGUGAGCUGUUCCAGUUGAAACAGUGGACUUAAUCUGACGAAGCAUUUUGUCCGUCUUUUUUGUUGAUUUAUUAUUUCCCGGGGCCAUAUUUGAACUGACAGUUCGUUCUGAUUAUUCUGCUGGGUUGUGCUUUUCCAGGGCCGAUGCAGACCUCAGGUACACACAAUCUGAAACGCCCUGGACUUUACAACCUCAACUGUUUUUGACUUUGGACUCACUUUGAGAGGACUCUGGUGUCAAAACAGUUCAAACUUCAAGAAAGCAUGCCGAGUAAAAGUUGAAAUCUCCGGACGACUUGUAUAAUCUCUGGAUUUUUAUCUCAGUAACUUACUCUGUGACAAGUCAACCUGCCCCAUUCCUCCCAGCCAGACAAUCAAUCAAAUGUUUUGUCCAUGUGUCUGCAGUAUCUCGAUGUCUUCCACCACAGCAGGAUGUUACAAAUCUGUCCACAGCAGACAAAAAGAGAUAACUGGGUGGGAGGGAUUUAAAGAAGAAAAGGCUUUAGAAAACACACUAUGCAUGCUCUGAUUGAAGUUCCUACUUUUUAUAUGAGUUACUGUAAUUAAAAAUCAAUGCUAUUCA
Melanotaenia boesemani (Boeseman's rainbowfish) is the source of this 1917-nucleotide messenger RNA. It is a transcript of the gene bri3, whose product is annotated as brain protein I3. The transcript has 3 exons. The record is from RefSeq and is a predicted model, not a curated record. NCBI's taxonomy places the organism in Eukaryota, Metazoa, Chordata, Actinopteri, Atheriniformes, Melanotaeniidae. The coding region runs from base 440 to 826 and encodes 128 amino acids.